Molecule: messenger RNA, 1520 nt
Organism: Rhizophagus irregularis DAOM 181602=DAOM 197198
Lineage: Eukaryota; Fungi; Glomeromycota; Glomeromycetes; Glomerales; Glomeraceae
Source: RefSeq, a predicted model, not a curated record
AACGAAAUUAUAAUUAUUUGUGAAUUUAAUAAAUUUGAGGCUUAAUAAUAUUUUUUACCUUUGUAGAUCUCUCAAGAAUCAAAUGGACAUUAAAUUACGUUUAUUAAAUAAAUUGGAAGGUACUGUAAAUAAAGCUACUGUAACUCAAAAGGAUUGGAGAGAACAAGCUAAAAGAAACCAGGGAGAACUUGAAGCUGCAAGGAGCUUACGGAUCAGUUAUCAAUCAUGCGUGAACAAAUAGAUGAACUCAAAACUGCUAAUUCCCGUGCCGAAGAAGCUGAAAGCAAGCUAAGAGAAUCUGAACGUCGUGCAAGAACAAUUGAAUCUAAAAUGAAAGAGGAAGAAAGGAAAUGGACAGGACGAAUGAAAGAUUCAGAAUAUCGAGAAAAACAAUCUGAAGAGAGACUUAAAGUUGAAAAACAAGGCGCUAAAGAAAAAGUUGAAUCAUUAAUCGAUAAUAUCAAGGAUCUUGAGACUCAAAUACAAGCGCUCAAUAGAAGAAAUAAUCAAUUACAAGAAUUGAUUUCUAUUCAAAAAGCUUCUAUGGAGGUAAAUAAUGAGUCUAAGGCAAUAGCGGCAAAAGCGGAGCAUACAUUUUCAAUGCUUAAUGAACAACUCCGCGAGCAAUUGGAGGAAAAAAAUAAAACAAUCGAAACGGAGAGGAAAAAAUUCAAAGAAUUACAAGAUCAGUUCCUCGGUAUAAUGGAAGAGCAUAAACGUUUACAGGCUCAAAUCGAAAAGCGAGAAGCAAUGCUUACUAAAGUUCUUAAUGGAUUACAGAUAAUUAAUCAGCGUAAGGAUGUGAUUGAAAGUGCUGUUUUGCGUAAAGAUCUUGAAGAAAUGCAGAACAGUUUAAUAUUAGAUGGAAAACGAACUGCAUAUCAGCGACCAGCCUUUAUUAAUCCGCCAUGGAAACCUGGUGGUAUUAAUACUAAUACUAUUGCAAAUACAAAUGCUAAAAAGCCAAAAGAAAAAACAUCACUCAGGGCUUCAACGGCUUCUUCAAUUCCAUCAGCUCCUACAACUUCAACUUCAACUUCAACUUCAACUUCAACUUCAAAAUUAAGGAAUUCAACAAUUAAAUCACAAAUUCCAACAAGGAGUGAAAGGAGUAAUUCUCAUAGUACAAAUAAUAGUGAAAGCGGUACGCAACUACCAAAACAAAACAAGGAAACAAAAUAAAAGCCAAAAAAAAUAAAAAUAUAUAUAUAUAUAUUAUAGACAGUAUAUCUUUGUCAAUAAUUAAACAUAUUUGUUGGGACAUUUUAAUCAAUUCAAAAGAAAAAAUUACAUUUAAACAUUUAAUUAUAUUCUUCUAACUGAAUCAUUUUAAUAGAAAAUGAUCAUUCUGUUACUAUUACUAUUAUUUAAUUUUUUUUGUAACAUAGUUUUUAACAUUUUUAACAUUUAAUAUUUUUUUUCCAACAAUCAAAAAAGAAACAUAUAUAACAUAUAUUUAAUUUUUAUAUUGUAGAUAUAAUAAAGGAUAUUUUUAUCAAGAAAGUUGAAAUAAAAAUCAU